Metschnikowia bicuspidata var. bicuspidata NRRL YB-4993 is the source of this 2229-nucleotide messenger RNA. It is a transcript of the gene NOP4, whose product is annotated as mRNA-binding ribosome biosynthesis protein. Gene Ontology annotation, molecular function: RNA binding. The coding region runs from base 1 to 2229 and encodes 742 amino acids. Lineage: Eukaryota; Fungi; Ascomycota; Pichiomycetes; Serinales; Metschnikowiaceae. The record is from RefSeq and is a predicted model, not a curated record. The transcript has a single exon.
AUGUCCGAGGCGCAGGAAAACACGAAUACUGCCACGGGCCCAGCAGCGGCCGUGCCUGCCGAAAAUACUCAGCUCGCCUCUCCGGCUACUGAAAACUCUACCUCCAUCAAAGACGAGACUUUAGAUAGAAGAACGUUGUUUGUGCGCAGUGUUCCCGAGAGUGCCACGAGCGACGAGCUUUCGGAGUACUUCUCGCAGUUUGUGCCUGUCAAGCAUGCUGUGAUCGUGAAUGACGACCAGCAGAAGUCACGUGGUUUCGGGUUUGUUUCGUUCACUGAAGACGAGGACACGCUCACGGCGUUGGUGGAGGCCAAAAAACACAAGUUCCAGGGCCGUUUUCUCCGAGUGGACAUUGCCAAGAGGCGAGAGCGCAAGGCGGCCAAGAACGCCAAGAACGACGGCGCCGAGCCCGAGAGCACCAAGCCUAAAAUCGCCCGAGAGCCCGUGGAAAAAAGAAAGGCACGUUUGAUUGUCAGAAACUUGCCAUGGACAUGCAAGAGUCCCGAAACCUUGAAGAAGCUUUUCCUGAGGUUCGGGGCCGUGCACGACGCGUACAUCCCCACGAAAAAGGGUGGUUUGAUGCGCGGCUUUGCGUUCGUGAUCAUGAAGAAAAACGUGGCUGCGGAGCGCGCCGUCAAGGAGAGCGUGGGCUUGAAAAUCGACGGCCGUGAGGUGGCGGUCGACUUGGCCGUGGAGAAGUCCCAGUGGGAGAAGGUGCAGGAGACGGAGCCCAAGACCACUGCCCGAGAGAGGAAGUCCAAGGACAGCGAGCUGAAGGCACCUAAAACCGAGAAAGACGAUGACGAGGACGAUGACGAGGACCUGGACGAGGACGGCGAGGCAGACGAGGAUUUCGACAAGCUCAAUGAGAUCAACUCCGACGCCGAGGUUCCGGAGUCGGGCGAGGAUCUGGACGAGGAAAUGGACUCCGACGAGGAGGAAGAAGAAGACAGGCCCAAGCAGAACAAGCAGGAGGCGUUUUCUGUGUUUGUGCGCAACAUUCCCUACGACGCGGACGCCGACUCGCUCAAGGAGCAUUUUGCGCAGUUUGGGCCCGUGAAGUAUGCGCUCCCAGUCAUGGACAGGGCCACAGGCUUGGCCAAGGGAUCUGCGUUUGUCGCUUUCAAGAAUGCCGAGGCCUACGAGUUGUGCUUGGCCGAUGCGCCCGCGGUCUCGGCCACCUCCAUGUUGAUUUCCGACGACGUCGCGCCAGAGUACGUGUACCAGGGCCGAAUUUUGUCGAUUGCGUCGACGGUGGACCGCAGCUCGGCGUCGCGUCUUGCAGAGAGAAACUCGGAGAAGCGGAGCCAGGCGCUAGGCAAGGAUACCGGCGACAAGGACAAGAGAAACUUGUACUUGUUGAACGAGGGCCGCAUCACCGAGAACUCCAAGCUCGCGGAGCGCAUUUCCAAGGCCGACAUGGAGAUACGAGAGAAGUCGUACAAGAUGCGCGUGCAGCAGUUGAACAAGAACCCAUCCUUGCAUCUUUCGUUGACCAGAUUGGCGGUCAGAAACCUUCCGCGUGCCAUGACCAGCAAGGCCUUGAAGGCCUUGGGCCGGAAGGCCGUGGUGGAGUUCGCCACCGAGGUCAAAAACAACCAGAGACAGCCGCUUUCCAAGGAGGAAGUCAACCGUUCGAUCAAGUACAAGCAGGACAUGGACGGCGACAAGCCGGCCGAGGACGAGAAGGAAAAGAAGAACAAUAAGAAGCUUGGUGUGGUCAGGCAGUCCAAGAUCAUCAUGGAGGUCAAGGGCAGCGGCGAGGCUGGCCGGUCCAGAGGCUAUGGUUUCAUUGAAUUCCGCGACCACAAGACCGCGUUGAUGGGGCUCCGGUGGUUGAACGCCCACGAGGUAACCGUUGCUGAGAUCACCGAGAGCAUGUCUGAAGAAGAGAAGAAGGUUGCCGACUUGGAGGGCAUCAACAAGCGGAAGCUUAUUGUGGAGUUUGCCGUUGAAAACGCCAAGGUCGUCAAGCGCAGAAAGGAGCUUGUAAUGGUGUCUCGUCACAACAAGAGAAAGAGAGAUGACGACGGUGACAGGACCGACAAGGGCGACAAGGCCUCCAAGAAGCCGAAAAAGGGCAAGGGCCCCUCGAGAAAGGGUAACAUGAACAAGGGCCCCAAGCCCGCACCGAGCGAGGAACCCACCAAGCCAAGUGGCGAGUCCAUCGCGGAGAACGUGAAGCAUAUCAUCGCUCGUAAGAGAAAGGGCAAGAAGGGCAAGAACUAG